AUGAAGGCCACUUCCAUCGCCGUCGCCAUCUCUCUCGUCGCCCUCAGCGGCACGGCCUCCGCUGCCGACGGGUUCCUCGAGUCCUGCUCCAACUUCACCCUGAGGGACCUCAACGGCGUCAAGGGCCGCUCCCCUCUGCUCGGAGCCAGCUGCAAGGUCAAUGACACCGUGGCCUGGUCUCAGCUGAACCUCAACGACUGCUUCGGCUGGUCUGUCGACGACUGCGGCUUCACCUUCCCGCCGUCCGGCGGCUUCACCAGCACCGUCACCGGCUGCAACAACACCUUCUAUGGUGGCGACAUGCACUUUGGCGAGAACUUCGGGUGCUAUGGUCCGUGCGAUGGUAUUGGAAGCGACGAGUACUACGACAUCUUCGUUCUGAACUCCUUCAUCGGAACUUCGGACGGGGAGCUUGUCUGCUAA
Molecule: messenger RNA, 423 nt
Organism: Diaporthe citri
Lineage: Eukaryota; Fungi; Ascomycota; Sordariomycetes; Diaporthales; Diaporthaceae
Exons: 2
Coding region: 1-423 (140 amino acids)
Source: RefSeq, a predicted model, not a curated record